Messenger RNA from Anthonomus grandis grandis, 1191 nucleotides. RefSeq names its product phospholipase A1-like. The transcript has 5 exons. The record is from RefSeq and is a predicted model, not a curated record. Gene Ontology annotation, biological process: lipid metabolic process. Gene Ontology annotation, molecular function: lipase activity. Lineage: Eukaryota; Metazoa; Arthropoda; Insecta; Coleoptera; Curculionidae. Bases 64 to 1086 code for a protein of 340 amino acids.
AAAUAUAAAAGGAGAUGAAAGUUUUUUAGUUCAGUUGACAACCUCUAAUCAAUUUUUUUUUAAAUGAGAGCCCUACUCGUUUUUUCUGCUGUUUUAGCUAUUACUGUAGCUAAGUCAGUAAUAACUGAUAUAGAAGAGGUAAAAAAACUCGUAAAAGACCCAAGAUACUUGGUAUAUGAAAAUGAAGAAGGCCUAUACGAAGUUGAAGAUUUAGAGGCUGAAGCUGAACCAUUUAACCCAGAACUGCGUAUUAAUGAUAAUCAAAUAAUUUUUCAUGUAUUUUCUCGCCAAGACACAAGAGGUGCUGUAAUUCGAGCGAGCCAAGUACGAGACAUAACGCGUUUAACUUCAUUCACAAAUAACAGAAACACUGUUUUGAUUAUCCAUGGAUGGACAAAUCAUGCACAUUCGCCCGUAAAUGUUGUGAUCAGAGAAUCCUUGAUUGCCCACAGAGAUGUUAAUAUAAUUGUGGUGGACUGGAAUACCAUUUCAUCCGAAAGCUAUCUAACUGCUCAGAGACAAGUUUUGGCUGUAGGGAAUUUCAUUGGGGAUUUCUUGAUUAGACUAAAUAAUGAAGUUGGACACUCUGUUAAUAGAGUCACGCUGGUUGGGCAUUCUUUAGGAGCACAUAUUUCAGGUAACGCUGGAGCAAGAUGCAAUGGCCUAGUCGACUCAAUAGUAGGAUUGGACCCAGCAGGUCCGCUAUUCACUGAAAACAACAUUAACAAUCGUCUAGAUCCCACUGAUGCUAGAUACGUUCAAAUCUUACAUACCAACGAUGGGCUGCUCGGGUUUAAUAUAAGAAUGGGCCAUACUGAUUUUUACCCAAAUGGUGGUUCUACGCAGCCCGGAUGUGGCGUUGAUAUUACCGGAAGCUGUGCACAUGCCCGAGCUUACGAUUACUACGCAGAAAGUAUCGCUACAAAUAGGUUUGUGUCGAGGAGUUGCGGAAACUACAAUGACUUUUUGGCUAAUCGUUGUAAUGGCAACGUGUUUUUGAACAUGGGCAAUUGGCCUGUUAACAGAGGGGCCAGUGGAAAGUACUACUUGAUGACGAAUAACAGAGCACCAUUUGCCCAAGGUUGAAGUUAUUAUUAAAAAGUUUUUCUUGUAUAUAUUUCAAAAAAACUGGUUUCUGGUUUAACAGAAAAUUACGUAUUUAUUUUUAAAUAUAUUAUUUGAGUAUACGAA